Cyprinodon variegatus (sheepshead minnow) is the source of this 861-nucleotide messenger RNA. RefSeq lists its product as uncharacterized. The coding region runs from base 82 to 861 and encodes 259 amino acids. The record is from RefSeq and is a predicted model, not a curated record. The transcript has 2 exons. NCBI's taxonomy places the organism in Eukaryota, Metazoa, Chordata, Actinopteri, Cyprinodontiformes, Cyprinodontidae.
UCCCGGAGCGUUCCUAUAUAAUCCCAGGAAUCCCAACCUGGGAACAAACAGAGCAGUGAGUCCAAAACUGAUUCCACCAAGAUGACAGGAAUUACUCUGGUUCUUUUGUUUCUGCUUUUCCCUCUUUAUGACACAGAGGAGCAGGUCCUAAAUGAGCUUUACACCUUGAAAGAAAAGGAAGCUGCUCCAAGCAACCAGAGCAGGCUCCUGGUUAAAGAGCCCACCCUGCCCAUCAAUGAGCUUCUGGAGAAAAGCAGCCAGACUACUGAGUCUAAACUAAACUUCCACCCUUUACCACCCGCCGCAUGGCCCAAGCACGGCAACCUGGACCCUGUCCUUCGCCACCACGGCCCCAACAACAAGAGCAAAAAGGGCCACAAGAGUGAUCGUUUGACAGAGCACAACAGUGAGAAAAACCGAGGGGAAGCUGCCGGUCUCCUCCCCAAGACCCAGAUCACAGGAUCCAUCAACGCUGGCACCAACCGUACAGCGCAGAAAACCAACCAGGACACCCAGACCCACAUCACCCCUCCUCAGCAGGAGGAACUGGACGGACACCCAAACUCCAAACCCAAGACUCCAGCUCAGGCACCGCAUCAAACACCUUCUUCCCCACGCAGAGACCCCUCCAACAGACGGCAGGACCCAGAGGAGAACCGGCCUGGAAGGUCCGGCCUCUUCCAAUCUGGAAUCCUCCCAGCAGCCUGGAAUAAUAGUCGCCCACCAGUCUUUUUAAGCCGACGCUCCUCCAGCCUGCUCUACCAGUUUGAUGUCCUGAAGAGAGGUAGGAGAGGUCAGACAUGUUCCCUGAUCCUGAACAAUGGCCUCUGUGUUAUUAAAGGUCCUCCACAUAUGUUCUAA